This is a messenger RNA of Macrosiphum euphorbiae (potato aphid), 324 nucleotides long. NCBI's taxonomy places the organism in Eukaryota, Metazoa, Arthropoda, Insecta, Hemiptera, Aphididae. The record is from the annotation of a GenBank genome assembly.
AUGGACGGAAAACAUGUUGUUAUUGAAGCACCAAUACUAAGUGGAAGUGAUUUUUAUAACUAUAAAGGCACAUUUUGCAUUGUACUAUUUGCUAUUGUAGAUCCUAACUAUAAUUUUAUUUACGUUAAUGUUGGUUGUCAAGGUCGUAUAUCGGACGGAGGAGUAUUUAAAAGUACUGGAUUCCAAAAGCUCAUGGAAAAUUCUACUUUGAACCUUCUAGAUAAAAGAGCGCUACCAGGUCGGGACAAAUUGAGCCCAUAUGUUUUCGUAGCUUAUGAUGCCGUUCCUCUUUCACCCAAUAUUAUAAUGAAACCCUAUAGCUGA